Molecule: messenger RNA, 3355 nt
Organism: Trichomycterus rosablanca
Lineage: Eukaryota; Metazoa; Chordata; Actinopteri; Siluriformes; Trichomycteridae
Gene: cpt1b
Product: carnitine palmitoyltransferase 1B (muscle)
Exons: 19
Coding region: 188-2524 (778 amino acids)
Biological process (GO): fatty acid metabolic process; long-chain fatty acid transport; carnitine metabolic process
Cellular component (GO): mitochondrion
Molecular function (GO): carnitine O-palmitoyltransferase activity
Source: RefSeq, a predicted model, not a curated record
AAGAAGGAUUAUUCAACAAAAACUAGGUGCCUCCCACCGACUCUGAAGGUCAUCGGUGUCAGCCUGUACUCCACAGCUGUGUACUUCUGUACUACAGUAACCAAGAGGAACCUGGACCUAUUUACCCACUGAUUUACCUCACCGGGACACCGCUGCACUGUUUUGAGUGACCUGUUAAUUGAGUGCCAUGGCGGAAGCGCACCAGGCGGUGGGCUUCCAGUUCACUGUUACACCGGAGGGCAUCAACCUUCACCUGAGUCGAGAGGCACUCAAACACAUCUACCUAGCCGGAGUAACAUCAUGGAGCAAACGUGCCAUUCAGUUCAAGAAUGGCAUCCUAACAGGAGUCUACCCGGCGAGUCCAUCCAGCUGGUUAUUUGUGGUGAUUGCAAUCAUGAGUUCCAUGUAUGCCAGAGUGGAUCCAUCUGUUGGCAUGAUAAACAGCAUUAAGAAGGUUUUACCUGCCAGUGAUCGUUUCACAGCUCAGACUCAGACGAUUCUGAGUGGUAUACUGUUUGCCACAGGACUUUGGUUCUCUCUGAUUUUGCUCCUGCGCUACACACUGCAAGCUCUGCUGUGCUACCACGGCUGGAUCUUUGAGCCACAUGGCAAAAUGAGCACCGUAACCAAACUCUGGAUGAGUCUGUUGAAGCUGUUUUCGGGUCGAAGGCCGCUGCUCUACAGUUUUCAGGGCUCUUUGCCCAGACUGCCUGUGCCGAACAUUGAUGAUACCAUUUGCAGGUAUCUUGAAUCAGUGCGUCCCCUGCUGGACGAUGACCAAUAUAAGCAGAUGGAAAUUGUGGCCAAUGAUUUUAAAAAGGACCAAGCACCCAAACUGCAGAAAUACCUCCUGCUGAAAUCCUGGUGGGCCAAUAACUAUGUGAGUGACUGGUGGGAGGAGUACAUUUACCUGAGGGGUCGUGGUCCCAUCAUGGUUAACAGCAACUUCUACACUAUGGACCUGCUGUAUGUGAUACCCACUCACAGGCAGGCAGCGAGGGCAGGAAAUGUGGUCCAUGCCCUUCUGCAGUACCGCCGUAAGCUGGAGCGAGGGGAGCAUGCGCCGAUGAGGGCUCUCGGGGUGGUGCCCAUGUGCUCCUCUCAGUAUGAGAGCAUGUUCAACACUACUCGUAUCCCUGGCAUUGAAACAGACAGUAUCCAGCACCUGAGGAACAGAAAGCAUCUGGUUGUGUAUCACCGUGGACGCUUCUUUAAAAUCUGGUUGUACUAUGGUGGACGACAUCUCCUGCCCUCUGAGUUAGAGCAACAGUUUCAGCACAUUCUUAACGACACCUCGGAGCCGCAGCCUGGAGAACUCAAAUUAGCCUCUCUCACAGCCGGGAACAGAAUCCCAUGGGCCAAAGCACGACAGAAGUACUUCAGCGAGGGUGUGAAUAAGAAGUCUUUAGAUGUCAUCGAGACGGCCGCGUUCUUCCUCACCCUGGACGAAGAGGCGCAUGGAUACGACCCUGAAAAACCAAACUCCAUGGACCUCUAUGCCAAGUCUUUACUGCACGGGAAGUGCUACGACAGGUGGUUUGAUAAAUCCUUCACUCUUAUUGUCUACAAGAAUGGAAAGAUAGGAGUGAAUGCCGAGCAUUCAUGGGCGGACGCCCCCAUCGUUGGACACAUGUGGGAGGACAUCUUGGCCAACGACUUUUUCUGCUUGGGCUACACUGAGGAGGGACAUUGCAGAGGAGAUGUAAACAAAGCUCUAACGUCUCCAACCCGGCUCCACUGGGACAUUCCACAAGUGUGCCAGGAAAUUAUAGAGGGAUCGUAUACAGUCGCCAAGGAGCUGGCUGAUGAUGUGGAUUUUAAAUGUUUAAUAUUUGAUGAGUUUGGGAAAGGCCUGAUCAAGAAAUGCAGAACGAGCCCGGAUGCUUUCAUUCAACUAGCACUGCAGCUUGCUCACUACAGGGAUAAAGGAGCUUUCUGUCUUACGUACGAGUCUUCCAUGACCCGAAUGUUCCGGGAUGGAAGGACAGAGACGGUGCGCUCCUGCACCAACGAAUCCACGGCCUUCGUCCGAGCCAUGAAGGACCAGGCCUACACGAACGAGCAGCGGCUGGAACUGUUUCGGAAAGCAGCAGAGAAACACCAGAACAUGUAUCGCCUGGCCAUGACGGGUGCUGGCAUCGACCGCCAUCUAUUCUGCCUGUACAUCGUGUCUAAACUACUAAACAUCAAAUCACCCUUCCUUAACCAAGUUCUUUCGGGGCCCUGGCGUCUGUCCACCAGUCAGACGCCGCAGCAGCAGCUGAACCUCGUCGACAUCCAGAAAUUUCCCAAAUAUGUAGGAGCUGGUGGUGGAUUCGGUCCUGUUGCUGAUGACGGCUAUGGAGUUUCCUAUAUUAUCGUUGGGGAGAAUCUCAUCACAUUCCACAUCUCCAGCAAGUUCUCGAGCCCUGAAACGGACUCUCAUCGCUUCGGCCAAAACAUUAGACAGGCAAUGCUGGACAUCAGAGCUCUGUUUAACCAGAGGGAGAAAUGUAAACAAAACCAUUCUAAUGGUUCUCCUUAAAACGUCCCAAUAAUCCAAGUCACACAAACCCCAGAUCUGAUCUAACUGUACAGUUAUGGAUUCUGCUGGUCCACCUUACAGCACCCAUCAUACACACACAUCACACAAACCCCAGAUCUGAUCUAACGGUACAGUUAUGGAUUCUGCUGGUGUGCUGGUGUACCACACAGCACCCAUCAUACACACACGUCAAACAAACCCCAGAUCUGAUUGUUUCAAUCACAAACUCUUGGAUUCUGAUUAACCACCUUACACAAUCCAUCAUAUACAUGACACAAACACCAGAUUUGAUGAUCCAAUCACACACAGUGAACUACUAUACACAAAAGUCACCAAACCUUCAGAUCUACUGAUCUAAACACACACACUAAUGCUAAUUCUGCUGGUCCACCUAAAUUAGUGUUAAAUUAAUGUCAUGUACAAAGUCAAUCUCGUCUUGUUGAUUUCUUUUUUAAUUUUCCUUCAUUGAUGUAUCUAUUUCAUGAGAACAGUGUAUAAAUAUAACUAGUACUAAAUACAGAUGACAAAAUGAUCAUUUUAAUUAGAAAUAUUGUACAUAAGGUUUAAAUUAAUUAGUUAAUUUAAUUGCCACUGUGAUGUAUAUUAUAUAAAAGCUUGGGUAUUUUGUCCUGUAAUGUAAUGCGCUGCUACGGAAACUCUACGAUGUGUACAAUUGUAAAUAUUUGUGUUAAAAGCAUGCUCAUUUCACAGAUUAGAGGUUAGCAUUGAGCAUUAUUAUAUUUAUGUGUCAUUUAUUCAGUUAUUUAAUGCUUUUCAUGUGUUGCACUGAAGAUUAAUUCAAGUUAGUAUAAAGGGAAGACAAUACAAUAA